Messenger RNA from Plasmodium fragile, 3678 nucleotides. Its product is annotated as serine/threonine protein kinase. The coding region runs from base 1 to 3678 and encodes 1225 amino acids. Gene Ontology annotation, molecular function: ATP binding; protein kinase activity. Gene Ontology annotation, biological process: protein phosphorylation. Lineage: Eukaryota; Apicomplexa; Aconoidasida; Haemosporida; Plasmodiidae. The transcript has 3 exons. The record is from RefSeq and is a predicted model, not a curated record.
AUGCUAAACCAGAAAAUUAAGUUCAUACAAAGGUUAACAAGCAAAAAAGAAAAGAAAAAUGACGUCCUCUAUGUCCAGUGUGAAUACUGCAAGGGAGAAAUAUUGGAGAAAGAAAUUAAAAGAAAUUUUUUUCAACAUAAUAAGUACCUCAUAUGGACUGUUUUUAGGCAAAUAUUAGAGUGCCUAAGUUACCUGCACAAGAGGGACAUUUACUUGAAGAAUUUAACCACUCGAAAUAUGUUUGUGCAUGUGGAUCAGUACGGAAUUCAUAUAAAGAUUGUUAAUUACACUGCGUGUAAUUUGAUUGGUUAUAUUUAUUUUUACAGUUCUUCUUAUGAGCGCAACUGCUCCUACAUGGCUAAUUUUGUGAGAACCUUUUACGGCGCAGAGGAGAGGGGUGACAAGCGGCGUGACGACCCACAGGGGAGGGACGCCUCGGGAAGAAGCAGGAGACGCCACGAACCGGGGGAACAAACACUCCACGCACAGACAGCCAAGAAAAACACCAAGGCGGACAAAGGAGCAUCCAAAACACAGCGGGCACCACACACUCCGCAAGAAAAGGGUGAAAAGGAAAAGGGAGAGCAAGAAGCAAAGGGAGAGGGAGUAGAGGAAGAAGCAAAGUGGUCGUUCUUCUCCCACAUGAAAAGCCACAUGAGAAAGACGCUUCUGGAGGAUCAAAAGAAUCAUUCCACGAAGAGCGACACGACGCAGAAACCAAAGGAGCAGAAUGAAUUCUAUACACACACCUAUAAUCAACACCUAUACAAUUGUCUAGCUAAACACAAGUACAGCUACGAGGAAUUAGACUUGUUUUCUCUUGCACUAGUCCUGUACGAAAUGUUGCAUGUCCCCUUUAAGUCACCAAAGGAAAAAAUUAUAAACUUGAGGAACAUGAUUGUAAACAAAACGUUCCCAGGGGAUUUUGUGAAAAAUGCUGGUGAUGAUGGAGCUGUUAAAGUUUUGAAGUUUAUUUUAAUUAAUACUGUUAGCGGCUGCCUCGAGAAGGAGCCACUUGGGAGAUUGCAGUACCCGGACAUUUCAGAUCUGAGCGCGAAGACGGACGAUUGGAAGUGGAGUCCCCACCCCUCCGCCGGGGAUAGAAGCGGAGACAGAAGCGUAGACAGAAGCGUAGACAGAAGUGGCAACAAAAAUGGCGACAAAAAAGGAGACAACAAUCAGGCCCGGCUGGCCAGCCAAGGGAGAAAAAAAACAGAAAAAAAAAAUGCCAUCGCCGUAGGUAGUUACAGGAAGGCAGAAGGAAAAGAAAAGGAAGGAGGAGACGUACGUUUUAAAAGUGCCACCUGUACCACUGCAUGUGCUCCCCCUCCCGGCGGCCGCGCAGUCUCUGCCAACCCGGAUGCGGCAGACCUAUUGCUUAGCCACCCCAAUCAAUCCCUCAAAGGGAAAGUGGAGGCGGUGAAAAAAGAGGCAGCAAAAAAAGAGGAGGGCCAAAAAGAGACAGGCAAAACGGACGUGUCUACAAAGGACGGUGAAGGGAGACACGGAAUAUCGGCGGAGCAGCUCCUCAACUGCCCCCUCAUACCGAUGGUCAUCCAGAGGGACCUAUUUAAGUACUUUUUACAAAAAUUGAAAAUAAAUUCCCCGUUGGAGUGUAAAAACGUGUUAACAGUUUUGCUGAACAAGAAGAAGGAAGGAAAUGAGGAGAGACUCAUGGGGACAAAUAGAAACGUCAUGGCCUACACCAACGUCCGUACCUAUGAGUACGAUGUGGUCAGUAGCUACGUGUUUGAUCAUAUUAGCACUGUUUUGUUAAAAAAAAACACAACGCAUAAUCACGCCCUCGCCUUUCUGUUGCAUCCGGGAAGGGGAGGAGGUCCAUUAAUAGAACAAAACGUGGACAACAAUUUCGGGCAGAAAAUUGCCACCAAUUUUAUUAAAAGGAUGGAAGUGAAGAAGAGGAGAAGUGCGAGGGGGGGGAACAGGGUCUACUACUCCAAGUACGAGCGGGCGGGGGGUGCUAAGCAUGGCCAUGAUCAUGAUGGCGGCAAGCAUGGAGGCUAUCAACAUGGCGACGACCAGCAGAGCAGCGAACAGGAGGAUAUUCCAAUCGGUCUGCACGUGGACGCGCAGGAAAGGGGGGGAGGAGGACGCCCACCAAGCAACAGCCCCCCGUGGGAAACACAGAAAAAAACAGAGGGAGAAAAAAAUGGCCCAAUAUUAAACCGGUCAAAAAAAAGAAUUGUUUUCAUUGACAAAAAUAACAAGCUGCUUUACGUUCCAUUUUACCUGACCGAGUCAUACAUGAGUGCAAUUGCCCACGGCACCCAGGGGAAGAACUUUAGCAGCUCGUUUUUCCUUUCGCAAAACCACUUUCUGCAAAGCGGGCGGCAGGAGAUUGUGCGUCGGGAGAACAGCGUUUUGUACAGCAGCGUGGUGCGAGUGGACAAUCGGGGGGACCUCCACUUCGGGGUGAGCACUGUGGGCGGCACCAGGAAGGGUAGCGGCGCAAGGAAGCGUAGCAGUGCGAACCGUGUGAACAAUACCUGCGAGGCCGCCCCUGACGCGCACUGCUCCAACCACGGCAGUGAGAGCGAGGGCGGGGACCCUGCGCCUGGGCAUGAGACACACAUCAACCUGUCCUUCUGCGUGUACCAGCUCAUGACCCUACACAAUGUGCUAAGCAUACUGCACCGAUUCGAACACUACAUGGGAAAGCUUACCAUCAAGUGGUCCUGUACACAUAUGGUCAUGCAGAUCAUCCGUGACAUUUUAUUUAUUGACCAAGACGAAACAGCUAGAUUCAUUUUAACCCAAUUACGGCAGCCAAAUAUCAAGUACAAGCAUUUAAAAAAGCUAUUGUACUUUCUCAACAUAACCUACGACGACAGAGUUUUGAAAAAAUUAUUCUCGGUGGUAGUGGACACCUCAGACAACCUAAAGCAGAAGAUGCACAAGGUUAUAAAAAUGUAUUUUAUAUUAGACCAUCGGCACAAGAAUUCCAUUAGCUAUUUAGCUUCCACUAUCAUUUAUAUGGACAGUUUAUUUGAACACUUUAACACUUGCAAAAAUACAUUUGUGUGGGACUUGUUCAUGAACGAAUAUGAGCAAGUGUUUUUGUUUUCCUUCUCCUUUGCUAUUUACCCCGAGGUCGAUCAAGCUGCGCUGCUGUCCAUGGGAGGAGUUUCUACAGAAGCCUUUUCGCUUUCCUCCGAGCGCCCUCCCAGCGAGGCUACGUAUAAUUUUGUGUACGAGAUUUUCGUGGACACCAUCUCGGCGUUGAUACUCCAGAAAGUCCGGAAGAACAACUGCGCCAGCAUGCACAUCGACUUCCACUCGCCCAGCGUGGUCAUCACGACCAAGGCGUACAAGCUGCUCGUGUACGCCUUCUCCCUCUACAACAGCUUGAUUCAGAACGGCAUCAAGUGCGAGUGCAAAGUCUCCCCCCUUGUCGAGACGUCCAAAUUCGAGCAGGGCCUCCUCAAGUACAGCGACAUAAACAUACACGUACAGAUAACGCAAAAGGUAAACUCCAACACAUCGCUGAACAUAGAAGAUUACGAGGGAUCAGCCGAGACCAUCACUUCGAACAUAGUUGGAGAAGAAAACGUAAACAUCAUGUAUAGCACCCACAUCAUUCGCUUGAAUAUAAAAAAGAACUUUGAAAACGAGUCCUCCCUCAUCAACUAUAUAAAGCAGUUUUACGCGAAGCGCUGA